Molecule: messenger RNA, 1749 nt
Organism: Gamsiella multidivaricata
Lineage: Eukaryota; Fungi; Mortierellomycota; Mortierellomycetes; Mortierellales; Mortierellaceae
Product: RNA polymerase II transcription factor SIII subunit A-domain-containing protein
Exons: 9
Coding region: 61-1392 (443 amino acids)
Biological process (GO): transcription elongation by RNA polymerase II
Cellular component (GO): nucleus; elongin complex
Source: RefSeq, a predicted model, not a curated record
GCCGCUCUCUCCUCCCAAUUUCUCGACCCGUACAUAUCCCCCUAGAGCCCUGGUCACAGGAUGGCAUUCAGCGGAACAGGACAUAGGCUCGGCGAUGGAGACCCAAUAGUGCUCUCCGACACUGAAAGUGCUGCUCCUGUAUCGACUAGUCAUAUAGGGACCAUCCCGUCACUCAAAGAUAUUUGCCUCAGUACAUUGGAUCGCUACAUCGACCUGCUGGAGGACAUUGGAACGACACCAUACUAUCUAAUCGAGAGCGUCCUUCGAAAGUGCAAUGUCAAGCAGCUGACGCGGAUUGAAUUGCAUACGGAGGGGCUGAGCGAGUUGACAGACGAACUGUGGUAUAUACACGCCACGAAUGACUUUGAAGACCUUCGGAAAGAAGCACGGCAUUACAAUCACAGUGGAGAAUGGCGAUCAAGAUAUCACGCCAUGAAGCAGGAGGUUGAGGAGAGGUUUGAGCGCAGGAGGGCUCUACUUCGACAAUCUUACUCGCAGAUCGAUAAAGUCAAGCAGGAUAGACGUGUUAUCAUGGAUCCGAACCUGCGAUUGCCCAAGAAAUCAACCAAGACCACACCUUCCUGGUCCACUGCAGCGCCCAAGAAGAAAUCGCUCUUUGAGAAAGCAAGGACAGAGGCCAGAAAAAUCACACAAAUGUACAACACAAGUCCAUACCCACCGCCGCCCAGGACUAGAAUUACAGGCUCCAGCAGCAGCAGCACCGGAUCCCAGCCGGUUACGCGUCGUAUCGUUGCUCCAACCUCAGUCUUUGCCAACAAUAAUACUCCGAUUACUCUAGGCUCUGCCGCCUCACGGAACGAUCCUACAUUAAUGGCGCAUGGUCCCUCCACGUCGAAUCCACCAUCUGUAGCAACGCUAGCCAGUCGGACGAAACGAUACUCUUACAAAACAAGGCCAGUGGUCUACACAGCGCUGUCAAGGUCCCUACCCUUACAGAAUCCUGAUGAUUCCACAUCUCCCACCAUGAAAAGAGCACCCGUUGUCCAUAAUCCUAUUACUCCCACUGCACCCGGAGCCAUCGUAGAUUUCUUCAAAGAGAUCAAUCCAGCGCAUAGAUCCCCAUCUUCACCUCCAGAACUGCCAUCAAAGACAAUUCAGAUGCUGCGUGAGGACGCCGCCACAACUGUUCGAUACGAUUAUCCUCAGGGCCACGCAUACAGGAAGCCGCCAGACGGUGGUCCGCAGAUGAAGAAAGCAAAGGUCGACGGCGACUACAGCUGGCUUGAAGAUGAUGACGACGUCAGAGACGAUUAUCAAGAGGACAAGCAUCUCAAGUCGAAGGAUCAGUCCCGCAGCAAGGACAGCAGUAAGACACCUGUGUCACUCGAGGAGGCUGGACGACGAUUCUUUGAGAAGCUGAUCGGUAAAUGAUCAUAGACUGCAUUUUCACUUAUUCCAAGAGGCAGCGGAAUCCAGGACUGCCAUGCCGUGCCCAUUGGCGUCGAGACUGCGACACUGCCCUUUUGGGGCUAUUUCUGUCCUUGUGAACUACUGCCGUCCGCGUAAAUGAUGUCUGAUCGAGACCACGCUCUUCAGCUCUUUCAUGUGGUGACGCACCGCUGACAACAAUGUCAAGCUGUUGCCGCUCGCCUGUCGUGCCAGUGUCAAGGGCAGUACCUUUGCAGCUUCCACAUGAUUAGGAUACGUUCGUCACCAUCCAGUAAUUGCACCUGCGCAGAUAGCGCCCCACAUUUUGGCAAUAAACGAAUCAUAUGCUUUGCAGAAGAA